Molecule: messenger RNA, 1332 nt
Organism: Magnolia sinica
Lineage: Eukaryota; Viridiplantae; Streptophyta; Magnoliopsida; Magnoliales; Magnoliaceae
Exons: 3
Coding region: 1-1332 (443 amino acids)
Source: RefSeq, a predicted model, not a curated record
AUGAUUAAGGAGGCACAGCGUGUCAGGCCCAACGUGAAGCCUCACACGCCACAGGAGAUUCUUAGCGUCUACCUAAAUCGAGAGUACGAGGAGAUGCAGGCUUGGAUACAUGGACUCAAGCCGAACUGGAAGCAGUACGGGAUGACAACCAUGUGUGAUGGGUGGACGAGACCCACGAAAUUGUCUAUUAUUAAUUUCAUGGCGUACUGUAGAGGGCAGCCUGUUUUCCUCAAAUCCAUUAAUGCAUCAACCAAAAUAAAAGAUCACAAAUACAUAUAUGAUCUCCUAAAAGGAGUGAUUAGAGAUGUUGGGUCCCAGACUGUUGUCCAAGUUGUGACGGACAAUGGCAGUGCAUUCAUUAAGGCGAGGAAAAAAUUGAUAAGGAAGUACAAUCUCUAUUGGACCCCGUGUGCGGCAUGCUGCAUUGAUUUAAUGCUCGAGGGGAUAGGCCAGAGGGAUUCUAACAGAAGGACCAUCCAGGAUGCGAGGAGAGUGACAAACUUUAUAUAUAAUGACUCAUGGUUGUUGGUUGCAAUGCGUGAGUAUUGUGAAGGGGACAUCGUUAGCCCAGGCGCGACACGGUUCGCCACAAACUUCAUUGCACUCGACUACUUAUACAGGCACUGCAUGGGUCUCAUAAAUUUGUUCAGAUCUGAGAGAUACUUCGAGUGGAAUCAGAGGAAGACUGAGGGUGCAAAGAACGUUUCGAAGAUGGUGUUUUCCGAUUCCUUCUGGGAUAGAGUUCACAACGUCGUUUCUAUCCUGCAUCCGAUCUACAAGGUCCUACAAGCCGUAGAUAAUAAGAUGUGGCUUUCGAUGGGGUCAAUGUAUGAGUUUAUGAGAAUUAUGAUAGAAGGGAUAAUGACUAUAAUCCCCAGUUCGUACCAGUGGGUGAUCAAUAUCAUCGAUCAUCAAUGGACCAAGACUCGAGCAUCCACUCCACCAACAUACUACCUCAAUUCCGAAUUUCAUUAUAAACGUCGGCUCUAUGAGAAUAAUGAUUUGAUGAUGGCCGUCUACGAGGUGUUCGAACGAUUGUUCCCAGAAUCGACAGCGCAAACAGAUUUCGUGAGUGAUGAUGAUAAUGAGACUCAACCCCCACUCGACACUGGUCCUGGGGAUGACGACGAUGACGACGACGACAACGGUGAUGAAGGAGGGAAUGGCGACAUUGACACUAGUAUAGGUGGUACUAGUGGGGUGGGGGUGGCAGUAGUAGGGGGUAUACGACGGCUCAAAGCCAACGAUCCGUUGGCCAGUUCACUGAGGAGCAUAGCUUUGACCAUGCCACUCAGGAUGAGGACCAUGGAUCUCUUCCACCAUCCGGGAUGA